This is a messenger RNA of Loa loa (African eye worm), 150 nucleotides long. RefSeq lists its product as hypothetical. The transcript has a single exon. Bases 1 to 150 code for a protein of 49 amino acids. Lineage: Eukaryota; Metazoa; Nematoda; Chromadorea; Rhabditida; Onchocercidae. The record is from RefSeq and is a predicted model, not a curated record.
AUGGCUCAAGAGCAGCGGCCGAUGAGAUUAGAAAGAGAACAGAUUGGUAGAACUCCAACAAAAUCUUGUGUCUUCUGUAAUAAAGAUCAUUGGGACAACAAAUGUCGAAAACUAUCCAACCUUGAAACAACGACUAGUGCGUUUGAGUGA